Molecule: messenger RNA, 4653 nt
Organism: Acipenser ruthenus (sterlet)
Lineage: Eukaryota; Metazoa; Chordata; Actinopteri; Acipenseriformes; Acipenseridae
Product: protein FAM124A-like
Exons: 4
Coding region: 417-2012 (531 amino acids)
Source: RefSeq, a predicted model, not a curated record
UUGGCGAUGAGCCCCAAUCAAGUCUUAUUUACUUUGAAUUGAAGAAGGCUGCAGCUCAUCCAGAGCUUAAUGUCCUUUAGACAGUCAGACGGCUUCGAGCAGUGCCCCUCUGUUACAUGGAAAAACACAAGUCAGCAUACAACAAGCAACAACUGGGUUUACAGAACGCUGGCGGAUAGGUUUACCGAGAGCGUGUAACUGGAAUAAAAUUGGUUCCAGUAUGGAGAUAUAAAGUGUUUUGAAGCUCAUCCAUGAUGGAACCCAGUUUGACCCCAGGGCCCACCCACUUGGACGGGACUGUGGUGCUACAGAUUCCCCUGAUCUACAACAACACAAAGGAGAACUGGGCCAGAAGUGAUAAUCACUGAAUAAGGAGCGAUGCCUAGCUUGUUAUCUGAAGGUCUGACUUCAGCCCCAUGUCUUCUACUUGUAGUGAAUUGUCCAUAGGCGAUGUGCAGGACCCAUUUCUGGUUAGCGUCCAUAUCAUCACCGACCCGGGGAACGGCAGGACCCUCCAGAAAGCCAUGGAUAAUGUGCUGGCCUGGAUCCGCCCGGACCUGCAGCUCUUCCGUGUCUCUGAGCGAGGCUGCUGGAAGAAGCCAGAGAGGUGCAGGACUGGAAUCGUGAUCCAGCCCUCGCUGGCCAUCAUCCUGUUCCUGCAGGAGGAGUACGGAGAGGAGCAGUUCCAGCAGCUCCACCAGUCCCUCCGACGCCCGCCUUGGCAGUACCACCACACAGAGAAAGUGAAUGGCCGCAUGUUGCCCUACAUGCCGUACAACCAGGACUUCUUCACCCUGUCCGGCAGCACCCCACUGUGGGCCAUCCGUCAGGUGCACUAUGGCAAGGAGAUUGUGCGCUUCACUAUCUACUGCAGCCACGAGAACUUUGUGGACAUGGUGAAGAUGUACCAGCUGAUCCUCAAGAGGGAGGUGUCUCAGAAAAAGGGGGAUUUCUGCUUCUUCAUUGUCUACUCCAACAUGAACAUGGAGAUCCAGCUCUCCCUGAAGAGGCUCCCCAAGGACCAGUACCCCACCCCCGCCGAGUCUGCAAUCAUCGAGUUCCGCGUCAAAGAGAUCGGCCAGCUGGUCCCCCUGCUUCCCAAUCCCUGCACCCCCAUUAGCGAUAUCCGUUGGCAGACGGAAGACUAUGAUGGAAACAAGAUUCUUUUACAGGUCCGAGGCUCAUCCAGAAACUCCCAUCGGAGGCCCAUUCUUUCUCAGCUCGACCCCCAGCUGGAGUCAUCCUACACGGCACCUGCCACGAACACUCACCGCAGCCGGGGGCCUGCCUCCUAUCGAAACAAACGCUACCAAAAGCUGCAGCCACCCUCCCGCUCCAAACAGCACCACCGGCUCUCCCAGCAGGACUUAUCCAGCUCUUGCCAGGGCGACGACAGCAGCCAGAGGAGCAGCAGCACUUCCGAGACCUCCCGGACGGUGCAGAGGAGCUGCUCCCUGUACUGCCUGCCGACUGUCAGACACUCCCCAUUCCCAGCCCCCUCGCUGCUCUCCAGCAGCUUCUCUGACAGGACUGCGGCCUUCCACUUCAACAUUGACGACCUGGAGGAUGCUGAGGAGACAGACGUGGACACUGGGCUGAAGCUCACCAGCUCUGACAUGUCUGUGGUCUCUGCCUACACCAGGCUGGCUGCUAAUUUCCAGUCAUUUUCUUCUUCUCCCGACAAGGUUUACAGACACCCGCCGAGAGCCAUACCCCUUCGGACGCGGCCUCUUUCAAUGCAUAACAACCCUCUCCCUUCCUACUCCGGCCUCUCCUGCGGCUCUCUCCCUUCUCUCUCAGAUAUCUCCUUCUGCGGCUCCUCUUGCCCCUCGUCUCUCAAACCACAGCGGCCUCAAAGUGCGUCCAACCCCUCGCACAGACUGACCCCCUCGGCCCUCAGGCACUCUGGAGACAGUGGACACAGCACAGAGACUGAGAGCAUCACCCUCCGACAACAAGCCGGAAGUCACAAUCUGCCAGAGGAGGAUCCUGAGCAGGAAUUCUACAUCUAGAAUGCUGACCUGUCACUAAUGAAUGGGUUGUUGUAAAAAGCUCAGACCUAGGGAUCAAACCGCAGCUCUGUGACUGUCCCUCCUUAGUCAAGUGUCGCCUGGCCACAAAACUGAGCAAAACUGAACUGAAGACAAGACAAGCUGUGAAAUGUGCUAGGGUUUAAACACAGUCUGAUUAUUUGAUCUUUACAGCACUAAAAAUAAAUAUAUUCUAAGCUGUGCUGCCAGAGCAUACUUACUGUAAACUAAAGGAAUUCCUUAACUGUAUGUUUGUUAAUGUUUGGUGGCUUUGUCUAAUCAAGUUGAGAGUGUAUUUCUCACUCACUCUCUGCUUUGUCAUACAAAGACUGCAAGAUAAAAGUGUCUGCCAAAUAAUUAAAUAAAUAAUAUUGUAAUAAUAAAGUACACUCAACUUGAGUAGAAGUAGCCACUGAAAACUUACAAACAUAAAAGUCUAAAUCUAACUAAAAAAACAGACAAACCUGAUAUUAAUGUACUUCCAUCUGUUUUUAUAGAACAUGUUGCAGUUUAAUCAUUUUAAAAUGCUUUGUCAUGGACCUACAGAUCUACACUCUCAGUGAAAUUAUAAGUGUAGUUACUGCUAAUAGGUUCCAGUGGGCACAUGUCUUAUAAUGACUAUUACAGCAACAAUGUUUCUUUUGAACCAGUUGUGAAUUUCUGAAGUGAUGCGGUUUCAGAAAUAAAACCGCCAGUGUGUGCAGCUGUGUGUGCACACAUGUAGUGUGUGCAGCUGUAAUAUCUGCCCUGCUUACAACUGUGGAAACUGGGAGUUAGUAAAUGGGAAAGCUCUAUACAAAUGUAAAGUAUCCCUUUAAGGGCUAUGGGGGAGACUGCUCACUGCAGACAGAAAUAAAGAGGGUGUGGCUCGCACAACCUGCAGGAAUCACAUGAUUUAUUUCACUUGCAGAAACAAGUCAACACGGUCAGUGUGAAAAGCGUAGGAGAAUCACAAGCAGGAAACUCAGAAAGGUCAGCUGGAAAGCUUGUAAAGAAGAGGGCAAAUUGGUCUGGACCAAAUAAAUAAACAAACAAACAAGCAGUACUGUGGAGUAGCAGUUUGGGCUUCUGGGGGUACAGUGCAUGUUAUGCUUUCAUGCACAAGGAAUCAGUUCUAUAGCUUGGGUACUUCUGAGUAAAUAAAGAAAUCCUCUGUAUGAAUUUAGCUGAGCGAGAGCUAAUGGAUGAGGAGGAUGGAGGAAGACACUGGCUACAGAGAGAGGCAGGAAGUUUGGGUUUGAUUAUGGGAUCAUUUCUGUUGUGCGGUUUUAGUUUUUUGUAAGUUAAAGCCCUGGCUUCACUGUUUGGGGGUAGGAUUCAUGCCUCUAAAUCUUACACAUACAAUGCUCCACAUUGUUUUACAUACACACUCUUACACAUACAAUGCUCCACAUUCUUUAACACACACACACUUUGUAGCUUUUAGGGAAUGUAAAGCAGCUGACCUUCUCCAAAACCAAAUGCGCAUGCUUUCUAAAUUCCUCUGGUGUCAUACAUCAUACUCUCUCUUACUUUCAGUUGGUGUGUAGAAGUGUGCUUUGUAUAUUUAAGUUGCAUUAGUUUUUCAAAUGAACUGUUUCAAGGCAAGUAGUUAAUUGAUAAAUAAAGUCAAAUUGUGCCGCUGAGCAAUAAAAUUGUUGUAUCAGUUACAGUUUUACGUAAAGCCCUGCUUUAGAAAACAUAAUGAAUCAGAAGAAAGGAUAAUACAACUUCAUGAAUUAGUGCCAUGAUGUAUCCCAUCAUCAUGAUAUAAUUACUUUAAGUGAAUCUAUGACAGCGUUAUGGUUAAUGUUGAUUGGAUUGCAUGGUUGCACAAAAAAAAAAAAAAAAAAUAGGUAAUUCACUGCUUACUAGGAUUCUAAUAAGGGGUAUUUUAAUGACUGGAGGAUUUUUACAAAAGGAAAGGUUGAUGGUAAACAGUUCCAAAAACUAAUGCUGCUUCCCCAAAUCUGGAACAAACAAACUUAAUUUUAUUUACUGGCUCAUUUGCGCCCCCUUGUGGACAAUGAACGUGUUUCAAAUAGGUGGUUCUGCUCUUGCCUCAUAAUGUACUUAAUAUAACGGUUUAAUGUUAACAUAAUAUCAAUGUUUAAUAUAGAACUGGGUCAUUUGAUAGGACAGUUUUACAGAUUUGUUUCUCCUCAAAGUAUAUUGAUCACACACGUUAUGUUGAAUUAUUUUUUUUUAAUUUUAUUGGAAUGUACAGUACUUCCCAUCAGGUAUACAUUAAAUAAAAAAUAGUUAAAUCUAGUUAAUUCUCUUUUAGAGUGAUUUAUGGUAAGCCACAGUGACAGUUUCUGGAGUCAUUUAAUCAAAAACCUUUUUUGUAGUACAAGUGCUACCUAGGACCAGACUGCAAUUUUGUUGCAGGUGUUUCAGUGGGUUAUUUUAUGACUGGCUGUUUAUUUUGGAAUUUUUUUUUAAAACAACAACAAAUUUUUGUUGUUAUAAAGGUAAAUGUACUUAAAGAGAAUAAAUGAGAACCGUCUUAGUGCAAGACUAAAGAAAAAAAAAAUGUAACCAGAUAUGUUUUGGCUUGCAAAAUGUAUCCUGGAUGUAUUGUGAAAUGUCAUUGUUUGAUGCUUAUUCCGUCUCAUCAUUAAAUAGUAACAUCUUCACUUGA